Molecule: messenger RNA, 931 nt
Organism: Bombina bombina (fire-bellied toad)
Lineage: Eukaryota; Metazoa; Chordata; Amphibia; Anura; Bombinatoridae
Product: retinoic acid receptor responder protein 2
Exons: 5
Coding region: 55-552 (165 amino acids)
Biological process (GO): regulation of lipid catabolic process; inflammatory response
Molecular function (GO): signaling receptor binding
Source: RefSeq, a predicted model, not a curated record
AGUAACAAGAGGUUGUCAGAACACACAGACGUAUUGUAGAACCAGCACACCGAAAUGAAGACUCUCGUUGUACCCUUGUGGAUGAUCUCUACCGCGUUGGCGCUGGCUGUAAAUGCUCAGAUUGCUGUAGAAGAUCUGUCUGCCGUACAGGACAAGGUUCUGACAUUAGUGAUGCAGGACUUCCACAGCAAAGACAACAUCAAAAAUGGUUUCAAAUUGACUUCACUCCUGGAAGAAACAGAAUUAGAUUUUUCUGCUGGAAAAUUUGUCCACUUGAAUUUUACAGCAAAACAGACAGCAUGCAAAAGGGACAACUGGAAGAGUGACAACUGCAAAGUCAUUAAAACUGGGAGGACGUUUAGCUGUUUUUCCUGUUUCAAACUUGAGCAUGGUUCACAUAAAGUGAUAUCUAAAUUUGUUGACUGCAUCCCUGAGCGCCAUCUGAUAGAGGAAAGAAAUGAAAGGAGGAGAAAAUACUGCAAAGAAGUGGAGGGCAAGAAGGAACAGGGUCUGGGUCUGCCAGGGAUGGUCAGCUUCUCAAUGUCAAACUGAGAAUUCCUCUUCCAGAUCAGGGUAUAAGCUCACACGCUCACCCUUAGAUAGUGAAGAACUGAUCGGUGACCUUCUCAAGACCAUGUUUGGCUUCAUCGCUAUAAAAACUAUAUUGUUACUAUUAGAAAAUCUUAAUGAGGACGUGUGAAGAUUCUCACAAUCAUAUUUAAAAUUUCAAAAUAUAUUUUUUGUGUUACCAAUGGGCUUGCUUGAUAUUAAUUGCUUAAUGAAUGUGCGUGUUAUACAACUCAAUAUUGAUUAUGUGUAUUUUUUAUCAUGUAUUUAUGUGAUCUUUUUAUUAAAAGGGACAUGAAAGUCUAAAUUAAACUUCUGUGAAUCUGAUAGCAUGUACAAAUAAAAAAAAUCCACUUUUUUUGUU